This is a messenger RNA of Hypomesus transpacificus, 1092 nucleotides long. RefSeq names its product proteasome activator subunit 3 interacting protein 1 (gene psme3ip1). Gene Ontology annotation, cellular component: nucleus. The transcript is spliced from 5 exons. Bases 177 to 725 code for a protein of 182 amino acids. Lineage: Eukaryota; Metazoa; Chordata; Actinopteri; Osmeriformes; Osmeridae. The record is from RefSeq and is a predicted model, not a curated record.
UUUUGCGACAUGGAGGAGGUGCACUAAAUGAUCUGAAUGUGUGUUCAUUUGUUCCAUUAGGCGAUGUAGAGCUUACUAUGAAAGGGACAGAAUGGGGUGUGUUGUAAUUGUGUGUGUUGUUAUUUGUGACUGUCUGUCAUGGUUACUGUAUUGUAAAACGCUUUCCCACAGAGAACAUGGUGAAGGGUCUGGACGAGGACGAGUCGCACUUCCUGGACGAGGUCUCCCGGCAACAGAGCCUGGUGGAGAAGCAACGCCGGGAUGAGGAACAGCAGGAGCUCAGAGAGUACAGAAGCGCCCUGAAGAAGCUAGCGACCAAUGACAGUCGCAAGGAGCCCGAGCGGAAGGCGGGGCCUAAGCCAGCCGAGCCCCAGAGGACCACCAGUCACCUGUCUCAAGCCCACCUGCUGGCCGGAGCGGUCAAGAGACGCAGCUCGUCCCAGUCGUCAGACAGCAGCAGUAAGAAGCAGAGAGUGGAGGAGAGGCCAGCAGGGGGCGCCGUCAGCAGAGCACACGCAGAGCAGGAGGCAGGCAGCAGGGGAGCAGGAGGAGGAGCAGGGGGUGAGCAGGGCGCCAAGGCGGGGUCGCCCCCUCCAGGGCCGGGCGAACGCCCCCCCGGGGUGCUGCACCUGCCGUCGGCCGCCGUGUGCGUGGGGAUCCUCCCGGGCCUCGGGGCCUACUCGGGCAGCAGCGACUCCGAGUCCAGCAGCGACAGCGAAGUCUAAACCAGCCAAUCCUGCGCAGCCUAACCCGACGACAUCCCCACCCCCCUUUGUGGCUGCAGCUGUGCUAUUGGCCGCGGGAACAGUGAUUGACAGCUUUUAGAGGAAGGACAAGCCUAGGAGAGGAGGCCUGGUCGGCCGGUUGGCCGGCUGCCUCUCGUGGAAAGACAGGCCCGUCUGUGGAAAUGCAUUUCUCUCAUUGUUUGUGUUUAUUUUUUGUUGUUCUUUUUAAUGCACAGAAGGAAAAAAAAACAAAAAAAGGAGAGAAAAAAAAGAUUGAUGGAUUUUUAAAAUGUGAUGGUUUCCAUGGCAACGUUGAUGGAUGGUGGAGACAGGAGGAGAGGAGGAAUAAAAAGCUUUCCCUUCGCUA